CAAUUCUGUCAUAUACGUUGGCAGGAAACACAUGGCAGAAAAGGCUAAGCAAAAGCUAGAUUCAUCGCCAGAGACAUCCUGCGAGUCUAAAGGGAAACUAGUAAAGAUUGUUCAUAUUGGAAACCCUAGAAUGGUUACAGCAAGCGCAUCUGAAUUCUCUGCUGUUGUGCAGUCCCUCACUGGAAAUAAGAGGCCAUUACCCAAAUCCGCUACUUAUGAUUCUUCAUCAUCAUCUACUUCUAAAAGAUUGAAUAAGGAUGGUUAUAACAGUGAAGUGAAAAUACCCAAGUUUGAAGGUCAAUCAAAAUAUCGCUCAUUUCCCAGCAGUAGCCCUCAGCUUCCAAUUGCUAAUCAGAUAGCUGCUAUCAGAGCAGAUGGUGUUUCUACAUCCGAAGUUCAGCAGAAAGAGAUGAUUUCUUAUGUUUAUAACCAUGAAAGGUUUGACACACUGGAAAACCUAGGAGACGCCAAUUUUCUUCAGUUUUUGUUAUCAUAUUUUAAUGAUGAGGGAAUUUGAUGUAUUCAGAACAAUCCAGAGAAGAAGCUUGCUUUAUAGCUAUUCCUGUAAGAAGUCCAUCCAUUAGUUCUACGUAUAUUUUCCUUUUGUUUUACUACGCAAUGAAUGCUUUUUUCACAAAGUUUAAUUUGUGUUACUAUCACUCCACUUCUUAGCAAAGGAGCUUUACUAUUUUGAG
Messenger RNA from Cryptomeria japonica (Japanese cedar), 695 nucleotides. RefSeq lists its product as uncharacterized. The coding region runs from base 32 to 517 and encodes 161 amino acids. The transcript has a single exon. Lineage: Eukaryota; Viridiplantae; Streptophyta; Pinopsida; Cupressales; Cupressaceae. The record is from RefSeq and is a predicted model, not a curated record.